Molecule: messenger RNA, 4806 nt
Organism: Megalops cyprinoides (Indo-Pacific tarpon)
Lineage: Eukaryota; Metazoa; Chordata; Actinopteri; Elopiformes; Megalopidae
Product: EF-hand domain-containing protein D2-like
Exons: 4
Coding region: 359-1054 (231 amino acids)
Molecular function (GO): calcium ion binding
Source: RefSeq, a predicted model, not a curated record
UUUGUGCGUGCAUCUCCAGCUUCUUGCGUCGCUUUAAAAGGCGUGGUGAAUGCUGAAACGUAUGCGCUUUUCAGAGGGAGAAGUGCAUUCCGAGGGACCGAACAGCUCUGGACUCAGCAGUCGAGCGCUGCCCCUUUAAGGAAGAGGGGGGUGCCUGAAUUAGUUUAUUGUACUGUACAAAUAGGUGGAUAAUCUGUACUUCGACACUACUGUUCAUUCCGAACUACAAUUCAUCCAGUCCCGCGCUAACAUUAAACAACACAGCCACGCCAGUUGCCUAUGGACCGUGGACACUGGAACCUUUUAUGUAAUUGUAGUGUUUUAUUAUUUGUUUUGUAGCUAUUUCAGUUGAGAAACCAUGGCUUCUGACGAGCUGACAUCGAAGCUUAGCCGGCGUCUGCAGAUCGAAGAAGGCGGACAGGAGCCGGUGGCGAUCCAAGCGCGGCAUGAAAACGGAGGCGAGAAGCCGGCCACGGCUAACGCCGACUCGGAACUGGGAGCCAAGCUGCUCCGCCGGGGGGAGUUGAACGACGGAGUGGGAGAGCAUCACCAGCCCAGCAUGAAAGUGUUCAACCCCUACACCGAGUUCAAGGAAUUCUCCAGGAAACAAAUCAAAGACAUGGAAAAAAUGUUCAAACAGUACGAUGCCGGGAAGGACAACUUCAUUGACCUGAUGGAGCUGAAGCUGAUGAUGGAGAAGCUAGGAGCUCCACAGACCCACUUGGGCCUGAAGAACAUGAUCAAGGAGGUGGACGAGGACUUUGACGGCAAGCUCAGCUUCAGAGAGUUCUUGCUGAUCUUCCGGAAGGCAGCGGCAGGUGAGCUUGCAGAGGACAGCGGGCUGCACGUCCUGGCGAAGCUGUCCGAGAUCGACGUGUCCACCGAGGGAGUGAAGGGAGCCAAGACCUUCUUUGAGGCCAAAGUCCAGGCAAUCAAUGAGUCGAGCCGCUUCGAGGCAGAGAUUCGCCAGGAGCAGGAGGAGAAGAAGAGACAGGCCGAGGAGAAAAAACAGAGACAAGCCGCGUUCAGGGAGCUCCAGUCAGCCUUCAAGUGACGGCCACGCCCUGCAGCCGUGCUUGCUCUGUAUACUCUGUCUGUCUGUCCAUCUGUCGGUGUUCCUGCGUUUCUUUUCCAUUUUUUUAAAAAAGAGAAUAUAUCUUUGAGAAAACUAUAUGCAAAGUCUUGGGGGCUCAUCCACACUGCACUGGGCUGGAGGUGCGGAGGAAGUGGCUGAGUGUAACAGUCCAGUUUAUCCAACUUGUUCAGCAAGCUGACGAGAAUCUGUACUGUUUCCGUGAGAGAUAUAGUCAAGAACGACGAGGCCUUCAUUCAUUGUAUUAGUACAGUAGUAGUGAUCCUUGUAAUGUGUUUCCUCAAUUGUAACAGUAAAUAUUACAAUUACAGUUUAUUGAGACACUCAGAACAAUCCUUUGCCCUCAAGAGCUGGAGUAUCAUGCUCCUUGUAGGCGUGUUUUCUGAAUUGGAUUCCCUGAUAAAUCCUACUGCUGAUCUGAAUUCAAUGGAUUGGACAUGCCCAAUUCCCUCUGAUAUAUUAUUUGAUUGUGAAGUUUUUUCCUUUUAGCAGAGAAUUGAACCAUUGUUCUCAGAGAAAAGAGCCAAAAGACUAAAUCAAAAGACUAAAGAAAGAGACUAAUAUAAAAUGAAAAAGUUUUUUUUAAUUAACAGUUAAAUGCAUUAUUAUUUCUCCAACUUCCUAGAAUGUGUUUCAGACAUGUGAAUAUAACUACUUUUGACUAAGGUGUAACAAAAAAAAACAACUUUUCAGUCUGAAUAGAAAGUAAGGGUUGAUCUGAGAUUUAGAUGUGACUAACCCCCAUACUGAGAGUCCAGUCCAUUGUAUUUACAUCAGUGGAACUUGCUCAUUGUUUGUAAUGUCAUUUCCUGUGUGAACAGGAAGCGCUCCAUGAAAAAUAAACAGGUAACACUGGCUGCUCUGACCUGCUUCAGCUAGCCAGAGCUGGUGUGCUGCUGCCGUAGGAGAGAGCACAUGAACACCCAUCUGUGCAGACACUUGGUGACCAUCCAUUGCAAAUGCUUCUAGUUAAAUGAUCAACGCCUAAAAACACCAGUUAUAUUUUUUAAUGUGAGUGGGAGGGAGGGGGGAGGACGUGUUUUUGCAUGCAUGGUGGUGGUGGUGGUGGUGGUGGUGGUGGUGAUUUUGAGCAGUACGUGUGUGUUUUGCAUGGUCGCCGUGCGGUUCUGAUAAUCCUGACCCUGAUGGUACGCUAACAUGAGUCUCCUCAGCCACUCUGUCUGCCUUAGGUCCAGUUUGAGCUCUUUGUCAACAUUUUAGACCAAGACCCCAUUGCUAUACUGACCUCAGCCCUGAAUUACCACUGCAACCAGCACUCAAUGAAGAGUAAUACAAGCAAUUGUAUCAAAGCAACAACUGAUCCAAGCAAUUUCAAAUGAAACCAUCUAUUGGCAUUAAAAAUGCCUUGUGACAAAUUUUAAAACAAAUUUAAAAAUAUAUUUUUUAAAAUUCCCAUUGGAUGACAAAUAAUCAAACAGUGACCUAACUGUCCUUGCUGACAGAGCAAUCUAUGUGCUAGGUUUUGGGUCUGGCAGAGGGGGACAGGGUGGCAAGUUUACUAACCUAGGAAGAGUGUCAGCAGCCACGCCAUCAGUACUGAGCUCAAUGCUUCCUGUUCUGUGUUUCCAUGUGACUGUGAAAUAUCUUUGGGGAAGGGAGGGGUGGCUUAAUGAUGUGACCUACCUAGCUCAGUUGUGCUGUUUGAGCUCUGUGUGUAGCUUGCCAGUGUUGUGUCUCGCCAGUUGCCAUUGUCAGGUGUCUGCCGUGAUGCAGAGUUCCAAAAUGUGAGGUGCGCCCUCUCUCUGCCACAGCAGAAACUGCAGCCCAUAUGAGAAUUAGAGCCCCUGUGUUUUGUGCAUUCAUGUGGUAUAAUGCACAAAAUCAAUGCUCCAUUUUCCUUCGAAAAACAGUUGGCUGUGUAGACAUGCCAGUUUCCCACUAGUGCAGAACCUAGAGUAUGCCCAAUUAACACGCUCCUAUGGCCUCCUCCAACAGUGACUUUACCAGACUGCGGUGUUCAAAGACAGCUUUAAUAUGCUUAAAGGUUUUAGACUGUGUAAUACAAAGAUAGCUGUACUGUAAGCCUUUAGUCUGAAAUCUGUAUCUGUAAACUGAAGUCUCAAAUUUGCAAGGCAGAGCCUUGGAACUGACUUGGGUAUUUAGAUUUUAUGAAAUAGUUGUAGUUUUGCUUUUUAAGUUUUAUUUAAAAAAAUAUAAGGAUAUUAUAAAGACAGUUUCAACACCUAACUCUCAAACUUAGUAAGAAAAAUGGGAAACUGUUCUCCAGCAAAAAAACAAUGAGGGAUCUUUUAUUUUGAAACACAGAGGAUUGUUGAAUGCCAAUAUGUCAUUUUUUGCUUCCUAUAUACCCACACGGAGCUGAUAGAGGUGGUUCUGGAGGUUGCAUCAAAGAGAUAAUAAAAAAGAAAUCUGGCAGCACAACUUGGCACAGUGGAACUGAGGGGUGGUGUAUAAAGAAUAAAGUAUUUUUUCAUGACAAUAAAAUAAUUAAAAAAUGCUUUUAGUUUUGUACAGUAAUAGGUUCCAUGUAAGGCAAAAGAUUCUUGUUCUUUCUUUCUCCCAAAGGGGCACCCACUUCAAGCUGGUCUCUCACCAAAAUAUACACAUCUGUCAGAAAUUUCCAGCAAGCGAAAUUUCUGACUGUUGUGGUUCUGUGUCUGUUCUAUAAAUAUUGUACUCAAGUGAGACUGGGAGGCUAGGUUGUGGGCGGCACUUGUGUGUCACUCUCUGUUGUCAUUCACAUGUCUUCAUACCGUGGUCUCCUCUUGGGAGAGGCAUUUAUUUCAAAGCCAGCCGGGUGGAUGGCCAUGGUGGGAAAAAAAAACAAAAAACUAUGCAAACAGGGGAUUCUUCUGCUCAGACUGCAUUGGAGCAGAAAUGUGCUCACAAUAUGCUUUCUGCCAAUGUCAUUACUGCAUUCUGUUCACAUUUACACAAAAUACGCAGCCAGCUCCAUUUUCAGAUCGCUGGCAGUACUUGUAUGUGGAUGCGGCACUCCCUCUAAGGAGAGGUGAUGCAAUCUCAGAGACCAUGCGAUGCAGGUGAAAGAAUCAGAAAUUACAUCCUCUAAGGGGAAGUGAUGUCAUAUAAAGGAGACCAGGCAAUGCAGAUGAAGGGAAGGGUGUGAAACUCAAUCUGACACAUGGCUGGCCUGAAAGCUGCCUCAUUGGGAGGCCUUCUUUGUCAUUUGUCCUCAUGCUGAUCUCCUUCACAUCUUCAUAAAUACCAUGGGAAAAUUGUGCCAAGUACUGUAACUGAUUUUAUCAGCUUCUGUCUUAUCUCCAUUCCGAGUUAAACAUUAAGAGUUGUUGAGGAUCAGUGUCAAACAGCAUUUCCCUGACUGUGUCCCUAACAGGGGCAAUCGACUCUACUCCCGAAGGUCUGAGCUGGACCAGGUCACCUAGUUAUAUUAUUGGAAAGUGUGGCACUGGUGUUCCAUGGCUAUCGUGAUGCCUGUAGCUCUUCUCUAUUCAUCUCAAAACUUUGACAUUGACAUUUGACGUUGAUUGGCCUCCAAAUUGGGAGAGGUGACGGCUGAACUCUGUUGAACGUCCUUGACCAUAACAAAAUAAUUGCAUGGUCUGGUCAUACAACAUAAGCCGCUGUGAGAUUGAAGUGUGACCUUCAGGAAAGUCCCAAUAAAAUCCCCACCAAGAAGUUACAAUGUGUCCUUUCUACAGCGCUGAACAGCUUUCUGGUAAACUCUAAAUACAAAAUGCAACAUUAAAGCU